Tupaia belangeri chinensis (Chinese tree shrew) is the source of this 727-nucleotide messenger RNA. It is a transcript of the gene SIRT6, whose product is annotated as sirtuin 6. Gene Ontology annotation, molecular function: NAD+ binding; histone H3K9 deacetylase activity, NAD-dependent; transcription corepressor activity. The record is from RefSeq and is a predicted model, not a curated record. NCBI's taxonomy places the organism in Eukaryota, Metazoa, Chordata, Mammalia, Scandentia, Tupaiidae. Bases 68 to 727 code for a protein of 219 amino acids. Gene Ontology annotation, biological process: negative regulation of transcription by RNA polymerase II. The transcript is spliced from 7 exons. Gene Ontology annotation, cellular component: nucleus.
CCCGCCCCGCUUCCGGCGGAAGCGGCCUCAACAAGGGAAACUUUAUUGUUCCUGUCGGGCGGCGAGGAUGUCGGUGAACUACGCGGCGGGCUUGUCGCCGUACGCGGACAAGGGCAAGUGCGGCCUCCCCGAGAUCUUCGACCCGCCGGAGGAGCUGGAGCAGAAGGUGAGGGAGCUGGCCAGGCUGGUCUGGCAGUCCUCCAGGGUGGUCUUCCACACAGGCGCGGGCAUCAGCACCGCCUCCGGCAUUCCCGACUUCAGGGGCCCGCACGGGGUCUGGACAAUGGAGGAGCGGGGCCUGGCGCCCAAGUUCGACACCACCUUCGAGAGCGCGCGGCCCACGCAGACGCACAUGGCGCUGGUGCAGCUGGAGCGCGUGGGCCUCCUGCACUUCCUGGUCAGCCAGAACGUAGACGGGCUGCACGUGCGCUCCGGCUUCCCCAGGGACAAGCUGGCAGAGCUCCAUGGGAACAUGUUUGUGGAAGAGUGUGUCAGAUGCCGGACGCAGUACGUGCGGGGCAGCCCAGCCCUCAGGAAGGAGGCGGCCUCGGCCUCGCCAUGGGCACCCUCCAAGGGCUGCCAGAACUUGGCGUUCCGGGCCGCGCGCCUCCCGCCGCUGCUCUCCAAGGUGCUGACGGAGAACCCGCGCCUCUCCGGCCCCUGCUCCAGCCAGCGGUCAGGCUGUGUGCAGGGGUCUUCCAAAAUCGAGUGGGGAAUGCAGGUAUGA